CCUUUGCCUGUUACAGAGAUAUCCGGCAAAACAGAUGAAAGUACACCUGCAGAGGCGUCCAGGAAAAGAGACCUCAAUACAUCUCAAUCAAAGUCUACAAAAAUGCCAAGAAAACUACUUGCGACACCUGUGACUACAGAGGAAUCGAAAAUUCCUCGCCGAAUAGAAACGAUGCCUUCUAUUUCACCUGAGGAAAUGGCACUCCCUUUGUUGUUGGAUACCCCGCCUGAUUCAACACGCAAAUCAUCUAAUAGACGGAAGGCGAGAACACCCAUGGUGGCCAGGUUAGGGAACAGGAAACGAUGUGAACAUUAUAAAACUAAACAUUAUUUAUGUAAUAGGUUGAUAAACUACAAGUAUCCUUCUGUUACAGCUCCUGUGAAUUCAAUAAAACGCUUGAUAGUGUAUGAAAAAUGGUAUUUGUGUGAAGCAACAAGCCUUCAUUCCCGAUGGACCAUAGUAACAAUGAGAUGAACCAACUACUACAAGCGAUAGACACUUCCAAGGUUCCAGGGUAUCAAGAGUUUAUGCAUGACCUCAUUGUAGAAGACAUCUCCAAUCACGAGCUGAACUUUGAAACGUUAAACUCGUUCUUGUUUGAAUGGAACAAACAAGUAUAUGACGCUUUUUGUGAAAAAGCUGUUUCUUACUAUGAGCACGUAUGCGACAGAAAAGAUAAAGUCCUUAGGGAAUUGAACAUGUCUAGGCAAUGA
This is a messenger RNA of Porites evermanni, 713 nucleotides long. The record is from the annotation of a GenBank genome assembly. NCBI's taxonomy places the organism in Eukaryota, Metazoa, Cnidaria, Anthozoa, Scleractinia, Poritidae.